Molecule: messenger RNA, 1965 nt
Organism: Bipolaris maydis ATCC 48331
Lineage: Eukaryota; Fungi; Ascomycota; Dothideomycetes; Pleosporales; Pleosporaceae
Source: RefSeq, a predicted model, not a curated record
AUCCCUACUAUUGACACGCUCGCAUCAUGCUCCUUGAUCUCGGUGUCUAACCUUUGCAUAACUUCGCAUAGCAAUCAUGGCGCCAGUUGAGACUGACGCUGCCACGAGGAGCAACUCACUCCCCAUUGCACUCUUUGGCGGGCAGGUCUUGCUCGUUACAGUCCUCACAGCUCACGUUCUGCUCACUACUCGUCGCGCUGCCAGAUCACAACCGCCAUCAACCCACACGCGCUCCCAAGACCCCGCGCGCCGACGUCACGCCUUUGUCUUCUCCGCCAUUGCGCUCAUAUCACUGCUCUCAGUGGGGAGCUUCGCCUUCCUUUGGCGCGCCAUCUCCUAUGUACGGUGGGCUGAGCACAACAAGCAGGAGAUCCCAGGUAGCUUAUGGAGUGGUUGGUAUGGCACUGGGGAGCAAGGACAAUGGCAUCUGGGCGAUUGGAUUGCCGAUAUAGAUCUUGUGCGCGAAUUCGAUGCUGUAGGAAUCAUGAAGCCCGAGGGAUUUCUCUACACCAGCCAAUACUUUGUGGGGCUGAUAGCAAGCUCCAUCUUUAUGGGUGCUGAAGGACGCAGGCGCAAUCUCUCCAACACUACUAUUGCGUCUUUUGUACUACUGAGCUCUAUUGGAAGUCUGGGAUAUUCCUUGAGCUUGUUCUUCAUCACCAUUUUGUACACACCUCUAACUCUGCAGCGCGGGGACUCGCCGCGACACGACACGCUGUUCACACCGUACGCCCUCGUCUACGACAUGGGUAUCGUUGCGUCACUCAUCACACUCAACUUGUUCCCACAAUUGGUGUCUGAGUUUGGUGACAAGAGCAUGAUGCGAGUGGGCUACCUGGCUAUGCCUCUUGCUUUCGCCUUUGCGCCCCAGAUUAUUCCCUACUCCCUUGGCCAUCAACACGUAUCCAAGGCAGCAGCCCAUCGUUCUUAUGCCAAGGUCUUUUACGCAUUGUCGCUGGCUUCUAUCCUGGUGUACUGGCGGGUCUGGGCAACUCUACUCUAUGUGAACCGGCCCUCUUCACGGUCUCAUGUCCUAGACUUGUUUGCACAUUCGUUUGGAAGGAGUGAUUCCCCUCAUGCAAACAAGCUCCUGGCAACUAUCAGCAACGCCGGUCAGAAACUCAAACAUAUCAGCACACAUCCUGCCAUCAGUGUCACAAGUCUUGAUGUGUUCUUUACAACCAUCAGCCUGCUCACCUGGACUUUUACUAGAGACUUGGACGUUCAUUCGAUACUAGAAAGUAGCGUGCUUUCUUUCCUGGUACCAAGCCAGGAGAAGCACGUUGCUUUCAAAAAGGAACUGGCAAGGGUCAUGGAACACGUCGAAGAGCCACCGCCAGCUCUUGAUACGACUACGCCUAAGAAGCGCGGACGUCCUUCAAAGAAGGCGAAUGGUUCAUCUGGCGCAGCGCAGCCGGCUGCUUCAGCUGGACCUGUCAGGCGGAGCACUAGAGGAAAAGUGUACAGCCCCGAAUCUGACGCGGAUGUAUUGGAAGACGAGCAGGACGCUACCUAUCAGCCAAGCGAAGAGACAAAACGAGAAGUCGAGGCCAUGGAAUCGGACGGGUCACUGUCAGACGGUGACGUCGUGUCUGCUGGAGAAUCGACUGCGCUGGCCCUGUUCCUUGCUUUCUUUGGUGGGCUUGGACAGGUGGCAGCUGGUACUUUAGGCGCCGAAGUGACUGGCCCGAGGGACUGAGGGGACCAGAAGGAGUUUGUACAGGAUGAGUGAUGGUGGGUAUGAUUCCAUGUGCUAUGUGGCGUUUGAAUGGAGUCUAAAUCAAAGGUGCGGCUGGAUGCGGGUGUAUGGGUAUUCGGUUUAUGGAGAUUGGAAGAUCACUGCUUUUGGUUUUCUGGCUUAAUACCCCGGCAAUUGGAACCGGAGCGUCGGAUGCAUUUGAUAUUGCUUUCUCAGUCUUAGCAAUGCAAUACCAGCCAGAUAGGGACAUAUGUGCAUUGGAAACU